This is a messenger RNA of Hypomesus transpacificus, 1759 nucleotides long. Its product is annotated as gamma-enolase-like. Bases 118 to 1422 code for a protein of 434 amino acids. The transcript is spliced from 13 exons. The record is from RefSeq and is a predicted model, not a curated record. Gene Ontology annotation, cellular component: phosphopyruvate hydratase complex. Gene Ontology annotation, biological process: glycolytic process. Lineage: Eukaryota; Metazoa; Chordata; Actinopteri; Osmeriformes; Osmeridae. Gene Ontology annotation, molecular function: magnesium ion binding; phosphopyruvate hydratase activity.
CCCCCUCCCCCGCCUGUCACACAUUUUCACCCCCCUCUCCCUCUCUUCUCUCUCUCUCCCUCUCUCAUUCGCUCAAACUCUCUCACUUUCCCUACCAGGCUUCACACAGGCUGCAGGAUGUCGAUAUUGAACAUUGUUGCUAGGGAAAUCCUGGAUUCCAGGGGAAACCCUACAGUAGAAGUGGAUUUGCAUACAGAAAAAGGCGUGUUCAGGGCAGCUGUUCCCAGCGGCGCCUCCACCGGCAUCUAUGAGGCCUUGGAGCUGAGAGACGGAGACAAGAACCGCUACAAGGGCAAAGGUGUGCUCAAGGCUGUUGGACACGUCAAUGACACCAUUGGGCCUGCCCUCAUCCAGUCAGGUAUUAAUGUCAUGGAGCAAGAGAAACUGGACAACAUGAUGAUCGAGAUGGACGGCACUGAGAACAAAUCUCAGUUUGGAGCCAACGCUAUUCUUGGUGUGUCCCUGGCCAUAUGCAAAGCUGGUGCCUCAGAGAAAGGUGUGCCCCUGUACCGUCAUAUUGCCGAUCUGGCAGGAAACACAGAGUUAGUUCUUCCUGUUCCUGCAUUUAAUGUGAUCAACGGAGGCUCCCAUGCUGGUAAUAAACUGGCCAUGCAGGAAUUUAUGGUACUUCCUGUUGGGGCGGAGUCUUUCCGUGAUGCCUUGCGUGUGGGGGCGGAGCUUUACCAAACGCUCAGGGGUGUCAUCAAAGAGAAGUACGGCCAGGAUGCGACCAACGUGGGGGACGAGGGGGGUUUUGCACCCAACAUCCUGGAGAACAGUGAAGCCCUGGAGCUCAUCAAGACGGCCAUAGAGAAGGCCGGCUUCACAGACAAGGUGGUGAUCGGGAUGGACGUGGCCGCCUCCGAGUUCUUCAUCGAGGGGAAGUACGACCUGGACUUCAAGUCGCCGCCCGACGCCCAACGCCUCAUCAGUGCUCAGGAGCUGUCUGACAUCUACCAGGGCUUCGUCAACAACUACCCAGUCGUGUCCAUUGAGGAUCCUUUCGACCAGGAUGACUGGCCAGCUUGGACCCAGCUCACAGCCUCAGUGGGCAUCCAGGUGGUGGGAGACGAUCUGACCGUCACCAACCCUCGCAGGAUAGAGCGCGCCCUGGAGGAGAGGGCCUGCAACUGUCUGCUGCUCAAAGUCAAUCAGAUAGGCACAGUCACAGAAUCCAUAAAGGCGUGUAAGCUGGCCCAGGAGAACGGCUGGGGGGUGAUGGUCAGUCAUCGCUCAGGAGAGACAGAAGACACCUUCAUCGCUGACCUGGUGGUCGGGCUCUGUACUGGACAGAUCAAGACUGGAGCUCCCUGUAGAUCUGAACGUCUGGCUAAAUACAACCAGCUCAUGAGGAUUGAGGAGGAGUUGGGUGACCAGGCCCGUUUCGCUGGUCACAACUUCCGGAACCCCAGCGCCCUCUGAGACCUAGGGGGCAUGGACCGCCACCGCCACUGCAUCACAGACACGCACCGCAUCAGUGGGCAGCACAGACACAGGAACAGACAGACUAGCAGGCAGACAGACUUACUGACACACAGCUGACAGCGAUAAAUAAUCACUUUCAAACCUCCUAAGCACACAUUAGAGGCCCACAAGGAUACACGCAGAUGCUUUAAGAAACAGAUUCAGAACAAUCAGCUUUAAAAAUCACUUAGAUGCUCUGAUGGUUGACUCCACGGUUUGAGCUGAUUGCAAGAAGACUUGUACAAAGAAAACAGAAACCGCGUAUGUUUUUUACGCAAACUAGCAUCCUUCUCUU